AUGAAGUUUGUCCCUUCCGCCGCUCCGUCCGUCCCCACGGCAACGGCCCCCGGCAACAUGGCGGCCGCCAGCAGCCCCAGCGUCUUCAUGGUGGCCGUCAACGGGCAGAUCGAGAGCGGGCAGUUCCCCGGGUUCGACGACCUCUACUGCAAGUUCUGCUUCGUCUACGGCCAGGACUGGGUUCCGGCGGCGGGCCUGGAGGAGGGCAUCUCCCAGAUCACCUCCAAGAGCGACGUCGCACCCACCACCUUCGUCUGGAACUUCCCCAUCGACAUCACCUUCAAGAGCACCAACCCGUCCGGCUGGCCGCAGAUUGUAGUGAGCGUCUAUGGACCUGAUUUCUUUGGAAAUGAUGUGGUCAGAGGUUAUGGAGCCGUUCACAUUCCCUUCACGCCAGGAAGGCAUAAAAGAACCAUUGCUAUGUUUGUUCCGGAGUCCACAUCCAAGCUGCAGAAGUUUACAAGUUGGUUCACGGGGAGACGUCCAGAAUUUACUGAUCCAAAAGUGGUAGCACGGGGAGAAGGAAGAGAAGUAACGAGGGUACGAUCUCAAGGCUUUGUCACCAUUUCCUUCAACGUCGUGACUAAAGAUAUGAAGAAGCUGGGCUAUGAUGUGAGCCCAAGCGACAUGCAGAACCCCUGCCUGGUGCCUGCUACAGAAAGGAUUCAUAAGUACUGAACUCAGAAGUGAGAUGGUCAAAGGUACACAGAGAAGUUAAGCACCGGGGAUUCGUUUUGGUUUUCUUUUUCCUUCAAAUGGAAAAUGAGCAUCUGACUCAAUUGAGAACAUUUUACCUGACCUUCAUUCUAAAAACAAAACACUAACCCAUAAGGCUUUGGAGUAAUUAUGUAGAAUAUUAUUCUUUCAGAAGAAUACAGGUUGAGAAAACAUAUAAAUUAACGCUGUCAGAUCUGUUUAGCACUGUAUGGGAACUGCUGAUCAGGUCUGAACCUCUGAUUGACCACCUGAGGCAAGCCAUGAGCUGCAGAGCACAGGUGAAGGCAAUUCUCCUGUGCUACCAGAAGGGGUGGAGCCUGGCUCCACCUCUCCUGGAUCCCAUUUAAGUGCUGACUGCCACUGAGGAAGGAUCUUUCUGGAGAUUGCUCCUCUUGCGAGCCUACAACAUCGGUGAGCAUUUUUCAUUUAUUGUCUUUCUACUGCGAUAAUCCUGCUUAGCCUCACCUCUGUGCACCCAUUGACUGGGCAAGCAUUUUUAUGCAUAAUAUUGGACUAUCUCAAAAGAAGACCUGCCAAGUCUUUUUGUAACAGCCUUUUUUACUAUCUUUUUGUAUUUCAAGAAUAGGAAGGUUUGUGGUUGUACUGAUUUUCCUUUGUUGAAAACAUCAGUGCAAUCCCAGUUGUUUUUACUAAUAAUUCUGUGGUAGAAGUGGGAAAUCAUUGAAAUUAGGAUGCUUUCCAAAGAAGAAGGCAGUAUGGAAAUGUUGCAGUGAGGCACACGCUUUUCUCUGUGCCAUGCACUUCUGUCUGCAAAAGCCACAGCAGGUAUCUUUGUAAUCCCAUGUAGUACUGAGCUGGUGCAACUAAAUAAAGUAAAAUAGUUGUGCACUAGAAACCAACCCUUCCACAUUGUUAGUGGGUUUUUGUACUUCAGAACAAGAUGAUGACUCUUUCAUUUCCAGGUUCUAUUUCUGCAUCAAGCUGCAGAAGGGGGGGAAAAAAAAAAGACAGCUUAUUUUACAAGUGUUAGAGAACGUGGUGUUAAAUAUAUGCCUGCUGCAUGCUUUUAACCUCUGAUAGAACAAACAGAAUCUCAUGUGCAGAUAUUGACUAAAAUGAUAAACCUUGGAGAAGGAUUUGAAAUGAAGUUGCAGUCUCAGCCAACCAAUCAUGUGCGCUGUAUUUAGCUCCAAGUCACACUGGUUACCAGAGGCACUGUGCUGUACAGGACAGUCAGGAGUAGCACAAAAGACCACAUUUGCUUAAGAUGGUCCCUUCAGGCCAGCAGAUCUUGGUGUUUCACACUAGCCAAGGUUCUAAGCUGCAUGCAACAUUUUUUAACAGCCUUCUGCCAAAAUAAUCAUUCAGGUGACACACUGUUGUGACAGUAUGGAUUCAAAGAAGAGAGAAUAGAGUGUGAGGAAGGUGUUUGUUUACACAGUUAAUGGUCGUGUUUGCUGUAACUAGGUUUUCUCACUGCAUAACCCAAAUGAAUGACCUAAACCAUGUUAUUUGUUACUGGUGGGUGUAGAAGAAAUGUCAGUCAGGGCCUGAAGCAGUGAUUGAGCACCUGGCGGGAAGGCAGGGCCAACCCAGGGGAGCUCAGGUGUGUGCAAUGCAAUGGAGCCAGGAUCCACCCCUUCUCACACCACAUUUAAGGGUUGGCAGUGGAAGCAAAGCUGUCUUGCUGGAGAUUGCAGCCUACCUUCCACUGGUAAGCAGCUUUUUUGUGGUUUCUGCAUCCUGUUCUGCUGUAUUUGUUUGUUCUCACUUGCUGAAGCCUAAGACUUUGCUACUUAGCUGUUACUGCUGUACUUUCCAUCACAUUAUAGCAUUACAGUGCGUGACAGGAGCUCUGAAACUAUUCUCAAAUGCCUUCAGUGUGAGGACACAAAGCUGCUCCUCAGUCUGAACAGCUUCUUUUCUGACAUCUUACCACAGCCUUUCACCGAAUCCUCCUAUGAGCUACUGUUAGUGCUCUUCCUGUGGGCUGAACAAACCCUACUGUCUACAUGUUUUUGUUUCUGUCUUUCAGCUGCCUAGGGUUUGUUUUUGUUUGUGCCAGCAUGGAUGUUUCUAAGUCCUGAAUCAUCCAAGGUAUCAAUUGUACCUAUAAGAACAGCACAGAAGUACAUGCUGUGGUAAAAUGACUAAUUGCCUAGUCAUCUUCAUAUUUACAUGUGGACAUGUAACCUCGUGUUUUGAGUGCAUGUAUCAGGAGGUAACUGUGAGAAGGGCUUACAGUGAUACCACCCUGUAAGUGAACUACCAGGACCUCGAAACUGUAGGAACAAAGAGCCUCCAGAACAAAAGCCAAGUAAAGCAGCCAAGUUAGAAGUGGUUAUUUCACACUGUGCUGUCACCAAAUAAAAAUAAUUUCUGAAAUGAUAACAUGAGCACUGGGAUUUUUUAUUGUGUUUGCAUCUUUUGUAAUAUCGAGAAGUACUUCUCCAAAUGGCCUUACAGAUCUCUUUCAUCUCUUUGUUUCUAUUCUGGCUUGUUUUUGUUGGUGGAUCCCUUUACUAGAAGUGUAGAACCAGUUGUUUUGGCAACUGUUGUGAUCUCUCAGCUGAGUCACACUGGAAUCAAUAUUAGUAAAUAUUUCCUGCUGGCUCAGAAGAGAUGUGAGGAAUUAUUGUUUCCUUUUUAGAAGUAUUUUGGAAGCAGUUAUCGACAGUAGCAGGAGAAAUAGCUGUGUGUGAAAGACCUGGAUCACACAGACAUUACCAGCUACCACUGCUUAAAUCUCUCUCUUCCCUGGAGCACAGUUACCUGCCCCAGGUCCAAUCAGAGCACAGCUGCACAACAGAGAUUCUGCUCAUGAAAAAAUACAGUUCAAAGCAGAUAAAAUGCAGACUCCACUCCCAGAAGGCUGCAGUGAGUUUACCUGCAUACAGCUUCACACUGUGCCACCAUCUGAAGUGAUACCUGGUUGAAAGGUCUUAAAACAUGUUCCGUGCAUGGAUGCUUUGCUGUAGGAUCUCUUCAGUCUGACAGUCUGCUCCUUAUGCAAUGGCACGUGUGGGGGUGAUGUUUUCAAUAACAGCUUCCUGAGUUCAAUGCCAUCUGUUUCUUCAGAAAGGUGACUGUUGAUCUAUCUAAUAAACAUGUUCUCCCAUAGACAGGCUUGCUGCUGCCUUUAUGAUUUUCCGGACAACUGUCUCGGUUUUAAGUCUCUGCUCCUCAGCCAUGGCAGAGGGUUUGCAGCUGUUUCACACUGGGGAGAUUCUCUGCUCUCAUGACAAAAGAACAGAGACACGAUGCUGUGGCUGACAUUAAUAAGGUAGGGAUUUAUGGUCUGUAAGUGUUCACUGCAGUUGCUGUUAAUAUAUGAAAGGUUAAAGAACCCAUUAUUUGAGAACAGCCAAAACCCAGGGAAAAAAAAAAAAAAGUUGUUAUAGUGGAGGCUUGAAGUAAUUUCCUUUGCUCCAUGCUCCAGGCAGCUGUUCCCACCCUCAUCAUUUACUACUUACUCAUUCUCCCUUCUCCAACCCUGGGCUGAAGUUCCCAGUGCUUGUAACACAGAUGGUGGUACAAAGCUGUCAGCUGGCACUGCAGCCUCUGCUUUG
Messenger RNA from Lagopus muta (rock ptarmigan), 4247 nucleotides. It is a transcript of the gene B9D1, whose product is annotated as B9 domain containing 1. The transcript is spliced from 7 exons. Lineage: Eukaryota; Metazoa; Chordata; Aves; Galliformes; Phasianidae. Gene Ontology annotation, biological process: cilium assembly. Gene Ontology annotation, cellular component: MKS complex. The record is from RefSeq and is a predicted model, not a curated record. The coding region runs from base 1 to 678 and encodes 225 amino acids.